AAUCAUUUAAGAAUAAUAAUCCCCAUCAUCACUCCUUACACCCACUCAAACCUCUUUUAUAUAUAUAUUGAGAUUGUACGAGCAUCUGUUCUUGCCAACUUAGGUCAUCGUUGGUCAGGACGACACAUGCACAAACCUCUAACCCUGCUCUUAGAAAACAGUUUCUAAUGAUAUAGAAUUUUGAUAAACGUUUGAAAAGCAAUGUUAUCCACUGUCAAACAAUAAGCAACAAUGACAACAUUAAUAACAUAUAGCUUAGAUAAGAAGAAUUGACAACUAGUUGUAUCCCCCAUAACACAUUUUGAGACAAAUACCCCAACAUCGUAGUUCAUAGUCACGUGCUUUAAUCCCCUGAGCUACAGGUCCCACCCCGUCUCCACUAGAUUUGUUCUCGAGAUACCCUAGAAAAAAGUAACAUUUCUUCUCCCCAGCCAUUUCCCAUUUCGGGUUAAGAAGAUGUGAAAGCACCUCUCGUCUUUAUAAGAAGAAUAAACGUCUUAAAUACUAAAAUUGAGUAGUAGUUUAGGAUUAAAACGUUAUCUAAGUUGAAAAAAAAAGGAAAAGGAAAAGGAAAAGUUCCGUUGCAGUGUUGUUGAUGCCCAAUUUCUCUUCUUUUUCUUGGAAUUUCUAUGGCUGUUUUUCCACAAACCAAAAUCAUUACAACUUUUACUGUAUAAAAAAAUGCAUAAAGUGCACAUUCUUCAACAUUUUGUCUGUCAUCCAUUCAAAGCUUUUGCAAUGGCAGAGCCCCCAACACUUACUGUCAUUUCCACUUCACCUUCUUUCCUUUCUCUCUCUGUUUUCAAAACUCCAAGUUUCAGAACUGAAAAUUUAAGAACAUUUCUUAAGGAAGAUGAAGACGAAGAUCCAUUUAUUAGUGGUUGUGUUCUUCGGCUUUCAAGCGUUGUUGAUUCAGCUUUGUUGCUCCUCUGCUACCAUUGUUGUUGAUGGAGUUUCACAAUGGAAGAAUCCCUCUGUUCAUAUUGGAGAUUCCAUCAUUUUCAAGCACAAGUUUCAUUAUGAGCUCUUCAUUUUCCAUAAUCAAAGGGCUUUUGAUCUCUGCAACUACACUCAUGCCACACUUCUCAGCAAACCCAAUUCCACAGUAUUCAUGUGGCAUCCAUCACGGCUUGGUGUUUUCUUCUUUGCCUUCAACAACGGCUCUAAAAGCUCCUGCAAUGGCUCUCAAAAGCUAGCUGUGAAGGUCACUGAUUCAGCCCCACCUCAAAGUUCCCACCUUUCUCCACAUAACCCUCCAAUGGCAGCUCCAGCACCAAUUUCCGGCGGAGUUCUGCCGUCUACUCCAGCUUACCCGUGGCCGUUUCACCCUCGGCAGGGAGCGCCGUCGCCGAGUCUCCCUCCGAGUGAAAGUUUGCCUCUGACAGUGCCGGAGAAAGGUGGAAGUCUGCCGUUUAUCAACAGUAAUCCGGCGGUUCCACUACCCACCGGCGAAGUGGACACUGCCACUAUUCGCCCGUUGCCAACUUCAGCCCAUGGAACACAUAGGGCAAUCAUGGGCUUUCCUCUUCCACUUAAAUUGGCUCUAAUUUCAACCUUNAAAAAAAAGGAGAGAUUUUUAGGGUUUAGGGUUUUUCUUAGAUGUGAUGAUUUUGGGGGGUUUUUCCCAAUUUUUGUGUAA
This is a messenger RNA of Cucurbita pepo subsp. pepo (vegetable marrow), 1639 nucleotides long. RefSeq names its product Cupredoxin superfamily protein. Lineage: Eukaryota; Viridiplantae; Streptophyta; Magnoliopsida; Cucurbitales; Cucurbitaceae. The record is from RefSeq and is a predicted model, not a curated record.